AUGGCAUCCUUAGACGCAUUCAACGCGAUCCCAGAUGACCCGAGCAGCCUACCUCUCGCGGGGCCGUCGGCCUUUGUCGGCCAGCCGCCCGCGACUCAGCAUGAUUAUUACAUCGUCAAGGGCCUAUUCCGUAUGAUCGGAAUGAACAGUGCGAACCCCAUGAUGGGUUACUUCCUCUCGGCAAAGCCUCCUCCGGACUACGUACACGAGACGAGACUACCCAGUGUUCUCACCGGCCUGAUCUUCGUUGUUUUGGCCAUCGUCGUCCCCACAGUUGGACGUGUCAUACUUAGGUUGCGGAUAGGCUCAAGCAUGCAGUUUGGGUGGGAUGACUGGAUUAUCAUCGUAGCGGCACUCCUCGCUCUUGUAUAUCCCGUCACUCAGAUCACGUCUCUUGCAGUCGGCGCCGCCGCUGUGCACACAUGGGAGGUCACGUACGAGAAAUAUAACUUUGGCAUGGUCGUCGCUAUGACAUGCAAGACGACGUUCUAUGUCGCCGUCGGGAUGAUCAAGCUUUCCAUAGCCAUUUUCAUUCGCCGGAUGGCAGACCGAAUCAACAAGUGGUGGCAGAUAUUCUGCGACAUCUUCAUGGCCUCAUUGGUUAUGUUCGUGUUGUUGGCGAUCUUCUACAACAUCUUUGCUUGCAAUCCGCCGGCUAUUCAAUGGGACUUGGCUAUGCGCGGACGUCUUGAGCCAAUUCCAACUUGCAUAGAUCUUGGCGUUCAGUCCAAAGUUCUCAGCGGUAUUCAUGUGGCACAAGGAAUCACCCUUUUGUUGACUCCCAUCAUCAUCCUAUGGAAGGUUCGCAUUCAAAGAGCGAAGAAGAUUCGUCUCUUCGCAAUCUGGAUCGUUGGCGGCGUGACAGUUCUUGGGGGACUACUGCGACAGAUCCGACCUACGAUGACGAACGACUUCACUUGGGAUUAUGUUGAAGUGUUGGUGUGGACUUGCUUGGACUUAUCGCUGGGCAUUCUCACUGCUUCGCUACCAGUGCUCGAUGGGUUGCUGGAAAAGUACUGGCUCAAGGCCAAGAGCAGCAUGGCCAAUUCCUACGACAACGGACAGUCUCAUGGGGUGACCGACAACGGAACAUGGCAGUACAGCAAAACUUCGGAUACGGGAACACAGAAGAGCCACCAGCAUGUCAAGAAAUCUUCAAUAUCCAUUAUCACACAGAUGAUGGAUCGGUCCGAGUCGAGCGAGAGUAUCGUGCAGAAAGAUCAUCUGCGUGAUACUAACAGCGAAGGUGGGGGGCUCGAAAUGAAUAUCUUGCGCACCCAGGAAGUCGAAAGCACCCUCUCCACAGUGGCACAAUCGCCCCGAGUGGCAUCAACAGUCAAAUGGGUACAAAAUGAGAAGGGAUCGCUGAACAAAGACUGA
Molecule: messenger RNA, 1380 nt
Organism: Colletotrichum karsti
Lineage: Eukaryota; Fungi; Ascomycota; Sordariomycetes; Glomerellales; Glomerellaceae
Exons: 3
Coding region: 1-1380 (459 amino acids)
Source: RefSeq, a predicted model, not a curated record